Molecule: messenger RNA, 222 nt
Organism: Moesziomyces antarcticus
Lineage: Eukaryota; Fungi; Basidiomycota; Ustilaginomycetes; Ustilaginales; Ustilaginaceae
Exons: 2
Coding region: 1-222 (73 amino acids)
Source: RefSeq, a predicted model, not a curated record
AUGUGUACACCAACUCAGACCAGCCGGCCUUACAGAUAUCCAGAGACCGCUCCCGCCGAGCGACGAUGGAGGCAGUUCCAGUGCGAGGACGGGUCAGCUGUGACGCCUCCCAUCGAGCAGCAGCAAUCGCCUUUCGAAAGAUCGCCCUGGCCCACGGUCGAUCUCUAUCUUGCGGCCCAGACGUUCCAUCCGGCUACACUGGCGUCCAUCGCAGAUGCCUGA